Molecule: messenger RNA, 768 nt
Organism: Lathyrus oleraceus (garden pea)
Lineage: Eukaryota; Viridiplantae; Streptophyta; Magnoliopsida; Fabales; Fabaceae
Exons: 1
Coding region: 1-768 (255 amino acids)
Molecular function (GO): RNA-DNA hybrid ribonuclease activity; nucleic acid binding
Source: RefSeq, a predicted model, not a curated record
AUGGAAGACUAUCAACCCAUGCGCUUUGACUUUUCGGACGAAGACAUCAUGUUUGUCAGAGAUUGGGGUGUUCUAGAAACAGAGAGUGGGCCCGAACCAGGAUCACGAUUAACAGUCGUGUUCGAUGGUGCCUCUAAUGCUCAAGGAAAUGGAAUAGGGGAAAUCAUCACCUACCUAACUAGAUUUCAUCUCCCUUUCACUGCAAGAUUAUGUUUCGAUUGCACCAACAAUAUGGCAGAGUACGAAGCAUGCAUCUUUGGUUUAGAAGCGGUUGUUGACUUAAAGAUCAAGAUCUUGGAAGUCUACGGAGAUUCUGCGUUGGUAAUCAGCCAAAUCAUAGGGGAUUGGGAAUUUCGCGAUCCCAAGUUGGUCCCCUAUAAAGAACAUUCCUCGAAGCUAAUCCCGUAUUUUGAUGAAGUUACAUUCCGUCAUAUUCCCCGAGCAAAAAAUCAGUUGACAAAUGCUUUGGAUACCUUGGCUUCUAUGUUAAAGGUCAAAUGGAAGAAUGAAGCACCUUCUUUCCACAUUGACUACUUGGAUGAACCAGCGUACUAUUUGGCGGCUGAAGAAGAAUCAAACGGUCACCACUGGUUCCAUGAUAUCAAAAAGUAUCUGGAAAAGCAAGAGUAUCCAGAGGAUGCAUACAUUAAGGAUAAGAAGUACCUUCAAAAACUUUCAGAUAAGUUCUUCUUAAGCGGAGAUGUGUUGUACAAGAGAAAUUACGACUCGGUCCUGCUCAGAUGUGUGGAUAGACAUGAAGCAGACUGA